Molecule: messenger RNA, 2925 nt
Organism: Galendromus occidentalis (western predatory mite)
Lineage: Eukaryota; Metazoa; Arthropoda; Arachnida; Mesostigmata; Phytoseiidae
Gene: chn
Product: zinc finger transcriptional factor charlatan
Exons: 10
Coding region: 1-2925 (974 amino acids)
Source: RefSeq, a predicted model, not a curated record
AUGGACGCAUCGAAAUUGAACCUUGUUGUGGCUACCGCAGCCCUGCAAGGGAUAGGUUACAACUCGGACCGGCUGAGGCAGUUAUUCGAAAGUAGUUUACUGCAGACGAAGGAAACGAAGGAGGCAGAGCCAGAUCACGGAUUUUUCGAAGGUCCAGGUCACCUUUCAGUCGACGGCUCGAAAGUUGCCAAGUUCAGUCCAGCGUUAAAUCUAUUCAAAUGCAUAUAUUGUGGAGUGACUGGCAACGUUCAGAGAUUGGCAGAACACUAUCUCGCCUCUCACGUCGAUACUUCAUCCCAAAUUUUCAAAUGCCCAAAUUGUCCCUACACAUCGACUUUGGCGAGGUGCGUGCGUAUGCAUCUCACCAAGCAGCAUGGUCUGACCGAAAUACCCCCGGAGCUGUGGGCGUCAGCUCAUCCUCUGCUUGCUGAAACGACGAAACUCCUAAACGAUACGAAGACCUUCGUGAGCAUCCAGUCCUCUCCAAGGGCGCUCGUCGGCAGCAUGGGUAUGGUUCAAACGCUAGCGAACCAGAUUCCGCUGCUCCCGCUCCCGAACAAAAGUCAAACGGGCAAAUCCAAGGUCAGCAAUAAUCCCCCAGCGGCAAACGGAGGGAUGGUCAAGAAAAGAUAUACCUGUGAACGAUGCGCUUACUCGACCGAUAGACGCGAUCUCUAUAAUCGACAUGAAAAUAUCCACAAAGAAGACAAGCCGUUCCAUUGCUACGUCUGCCAUAAGUUGUUCAAUCGGGCGGAUCACGUCAAGAAGCACUUUCUGCGAAUUCACAAGGGUCGGCCCUAUGAUGUUGCGUUGAUUCGGAGACAGACCGCCAACAUGGGUGGGAGCCUAGGUGGCAAUGCUGCGAGCAGCGUUGUGCCCGCUACAGCCUUGUCUUUGGCUUGCCCGGAGCCAACGAACGGUCUCAGCGCGCCCUUUGCGUUAGCCUUGGCUCAACAAGCCGCCCAGACCAUCCAGGGUCACAAGCAGUCUUCUGCCGUGCCACAACAGCAGGCGCAACCCAGUCCGGUGAAUGUGAGCCUAUCGAUAGGCGCGCUCGUUGCUCCGACGGCGGGCACCGAUGUUGUUGUCCCGAUAGGCCCAAUCACUCCAGCGAAUGAAGAGACGAUCAAUCCGCUGAGAGGGAUAUCACCGCCACCGGCAACACCACCUCUGUCGAAGUCUUUCGCGACUAUCAAACGGAAAGCUGAUUCUUCAACGUCGACAAGCAAAGUGCUUGUUGAGACCCCAGAGUCUCCCGUAGUCUGUCUCGCGAAGAACACGGCGUCAGACCGCGUAAUGGAACGGCAUGUUCGAUCUUCCCUCUCGAAAACAAUCAGACAGAAAGCCGUGGAGCUCAAAAUCCAGGACGGCGUGACACCCGGAGCGAAAACUGUCAGAGAAAACCAGAACAGACUGAAAAAGAAGGAGUUGCGAGGCUCUCCGCAAUCAGCUGACUCUACGAAGCAACCCGUAGAGUCGUCCACGGAGAAAACUUCGGACUCCGCUGCUCUGGUUCGUCUGCGCUCGAGGUCGUCCAGUCCCUCGUCGACGAAGAAAGUUCCGUCUUCGUCGUCUCCAUGUGAUCCAGCCCCGUCUAACUCCCCGAAGAAGAGAGAUUCUGCCGUUUUGGACCCCAGUCAAGUGAAGGAGUAUGCUUGCGAGCUUUGCUCAUGGAAAGGAGUAGACGGCUGGGGCCUGCGGCGCCACUUCAACACGCAUCUCAAACCAUUCCGCUGUCAGUUUUGUGACUACAGGGCUGCCCGCUCUGAGCGUCUAGGUGCGCAUGUGCUCCGAGUUCACGGUAAACAUCUCUGCGCGAAAUGUGAUCUCAGUUUCAUUGAUGCAACAGCUCUGGACAAUCACGUCAGAACUGAACACCGAUCAACGAACCAAUACACACGACCUCGUCCCGCAAGCUCCGCCGGCAGUGCAACAGGGAGUGGUGGAGCUAGCGGAUCGGGUGAAAGUCCUACACCUCUUGACGACGACUCGACUGAGAUUACCACCGAAUUCGUCGAAAAAGACGAUAGCUUGAUGAUGGUCGACGACCGGGAUGUUGACGAGGGCGAGACCAUCUUCCACUGUCGCUGGUGCAUUCUGAGUUUUGCCGACAAAUUAUCCCUCAAAUACCAUUUGGAGACGAAGCAUUCUGGAGCCCCAGUCGGAAACAUCAGCAACGAUUCGAAUGAGUUCAGCCCCGCAUUCCCUUAUCAGUGUACGAUCUGCGGCUUCAAGUGUUUCACUCAAGGCACCAUCAUGGAUCACAUGCGUAUACAUUCGGGCCAACUUGCUCGCUGCCACGCGAACGAUGGCGGACCUCGAGGCGCCCCGUGUGGUUUCUCAACACCUUUCGAUCCGGAAUUGACGCGCCACGUCGCCAAUCUACACGGUCAGAGAGGGGGACAUUGUUCACAGUGUCUGCAUUGUGGCCUCAUAGUUAAUAGAGCGGAUGAGUUGAUGGACCACAUCACUGAGCUUCAUCACCUGAAGCCUCUCGAGUGCAACGUUUGCCGCAAGGCGUUCCUCGAAUUCUUCCCGGAGUUCUACGGUCGCGUCUGUCCAUCGACAGCGCCGCUCUCCGAUCAAUACACCCACUUGCCACAAUUCCUGGCGAGCAACCCGAGCGGCUUCUUGGAGAAGCUGCUCACAGACGUCUACAAAAAUCUCACCGAACAGCGAUCGCUGGACGCGAAGACAGCUUCCAUAAUUUUGUCAACCAUUCAUAAACUGAAGGAUACCAAAGUUGCGAGGGUCGGCAAGCCGGAAAGGGCGAAGGUACUGAGGAAGACCAAGCAGUCGAAAAGCAGCGUCCUGCUGAGACGUCGCAGUUUCCAGUGUUCACGUUGUGCGAGCAACAGAACCUUUUUCACUUAUGGCGCUAAGAAAGUGCAUCUACUGUUAAAACAUUAUACACUAAAGAAAUAA